Molecule: messenger RNA, 2810 nt
Organism: Patella vulgata (common limpet)
Lineage: Eukaryota; Metazoa; Mollusca; Gastropoda; Patellidae
Product: putative inhibitor of apoptosis
Exons: 7
Coding region: 990-2783 (597 amino acids)
Biological process (GO): negative regulation of apoptotic process; positive regulation of protein ubiquitination; regulation of cell cycle
Cellular component (GO): spindle microtubule; nucleus; cytoplasm
Molecular function (GO): cysteine-type endopeptidase inhibitor activity involved in apoptotic process; ubiquitin protein ligase activity
Source: RefSeq, a predicted model, not a curated record
UGACGUAAUAGCUAUUGGUUGGAUCAAUUUAUACAAGACGUUGCUCGUGUCAGUGUCUGGUUAAUUCAACACUCAUCUUACAGGAGAAGUAAUUAGAUAUUACAAGAUGAAAGAUAUAUCAAAACCUGCUUCAACAGCAAAAAAUCAGUUGUCGUGCACAAGAGUAAAAGUGUGUUUCAUCAAACUGGAUUAAUUCCUUAGAUUAAAACAGACGUUUCUUUUUUAAAAAGGGCUUUUUACAGCGCUGAAACGCGUAUCGACUAACUGCCACUAAUAAGGCGUUAAAAAAAUACUGGUGGAACUAUAUAGCAAUUGACUACAUAGUUGCACAAUAAUGAAUUAUUAACUAUGGCAUAUUCAUAUAUAUGCCAGUUGUAUUACACUGAUAGAAUUGUGGUUAUAUUCGAAUUCUCACAUGAACAUAAAAUACGACUGGUAUUCCAAACCGGAAAUAGAAUAGUGGUAGACAAACCUAUUAACAUCACUCCCAAGAAAACAGUUCACGUAACCCCAUUAGAUAAAAUUAAUUACUCCAGCGAACCAUACCUGGAUGAAACCCCUUUUCUUCUUUUACUUAUCAUUGGUGCUGGUCUGAUCCGGAGACCGAUAGCUAUUUUCUAAAUUUGAUGUUUACAUGCUUGAAGGAUUUUAAUCGUAUAUAUCAAGUAUUAAAUUUUAAUCUAUCUGUCAAUUAUAGUUUUCAAUUCAUUUAAUAAAAUAUUUUGUUUGUUUUAAUAAUUUAGAUAUUUUCCAGUACUUAUACAACAGUUCUAUUCAUCAAAAUAAAUCAUAGCUUAGCUUUCAGUAUUUAAUAUUAUAUUCAACAUAUAUUAUAUUUAAUUUUAAUUAAGCUUUCCAAUGUUUAAGGAUAUUUCAUGUAAAUAAUCUUUUACUUUCACUUUGAAAUCUACCGUAGUCUGUAUAUUUAUAUUAAUAAUACAGUAAUCUGUAUAUUUAUAUUGAAAAUACAACUGCAAAUUAACAUAAAUAUGACGAGUAGUUACCAAUCACACCCCCUAGACGUCUUAAAACAAAGCAUCAAUCAAGAUUUACAGCCUUCAUCAGAUUGUAUGAAAUAUGAAUGGAUGAGACUAGGAUCGUUUAAAUCAUUUCCUAGACAAUCUGAAGGAAGACCAAUAAAAUUAGCUAAAGCUGGAUUUGUUUUUACUGGUACCAGAGAAGGAGAUGAUACUGUCACGUGUUUUACUUGUGGUGUUACUAAAAAUAACUGGUUGAAAUAUGAAGACCCACUCCAAGUUCACAAAGAUCUGAAUCCAAGAUGUCAUUUUAUAAAUAAUACAUCUGAAAAUGUUCCCAUAUUAGUACCUGAAUCAAUGGUAUAUGAUAAAAUAUGGACGACACUACAUGAAACAUAUUGUGAUGGAAACCAGGAAACACGAAGUUCAUCACCAUUCUGUACAGGUAUCAACUCUAGAAUAACAGAUCCAACAAUAAGACAAACAUACGAUAUUCCACCUAUUCUGUUAGAAAGAUCAGAUAUUAACCAGUCCGUACAAGUAACUGACGAUAGAACGGGACCAGAUUUUAGUAGUAGAAUGGUACCCAAUCAACCUAUGAGUUCAGCAAGUGUUGUAUUAACAGGUGAUUCUACCCGGCAAACUAUGGUUGUAGAAGAAGCAAGACUUAGAACAUUUGGAAACUGGCCAAGAUAUUUAGCUGUUAUACCUACUGAACUAGCACGGGCGGGGUUUUACUAUCUUGGUUCCGCUGAUCGAGUACAAUGUGCCUUCUGUAGAGGUAUUUUAAGAGAUUGGGAAGAAGCAGAAAGUCCAGUAGCUGAACACUGGAGAUAUUUUUCUAGUUGUGAAUUCUUGAGAGGAACGGACCGAUCUAAUGUUCCUAUUAUACCAAAUGAUAGUUAUAUACAUGAUUAUGUAUCAACCCAUCCUCUGAGUUCUACUGAUGAAGACGUUAGAGCAUAUCUUAAUCCACUGUCAACUAUCUUAAAGAAUGGAAAUUUAAAUCUAGUUCAAACGGAAGCCCCAGCAACUGCUGAAGAUUUAGGUAUCAUUACCCAAACAGCUGCCCAGCCGGAUAAAGCGAUACUCGCUACUCGCGUGGCAACAUUUGCCAACUGGCCAAGAAGAUCACCAUUACCAACUAUAGAAGAGAUCGCUGAGGCAGGAUUUUAUUACCUUGACAGGGAAGAUGUUGUAAAAUGUUUUUUCUGUGGCGGUGUUUUAAAAUCCUGGAAAGAUGACGAUAUUCCAUGGAAUGAACAUGCAAAAUGGUUACCUAAAUGUCCAUAUUUACUGAGAAUCAAAGGUGAAGACUUUGUGAACUCUAUACAUCAUCCAGGUACCGGUACCGCAAAGGUUGUAACAAACAGCGGAUCGGGAGCUCCAUUUUUCAAAUCUGUUGAAGGGUUGAUAACUGCUACUCUAGAUCUCACAACAGCUCCCAGAGAAAGCAAACAAAAUGCUAUAGCUAAUCCUAAACAACCAAACACUGAAAUUGCCUCACCAGAAGCUGCGGAAGCGGGACAAGUCUACCAAAAUGGACAACAUUACAAACCCGAAGAAGGAGAAACACAAGCAGUAGAACCCCCAGCAGAACAAGCAGAAGAAUCCUCGAAGUUGGUGAGGGAGAAUGAAGAAUUAAAAGAGCGGCGAAUAUGUAAAAUCUGUAUGGAUGCUCAAUCUAAUAUUGUCCUCCUUCCAUGUGGCCAUCUUGUUGCGUGUGAGUUGUGUGCCCCUGCUUUAACAAAAUGUCCGCUGUGUCGUAAAGCUGUUCGCGGAAGCUUGAAAACAUAUUUGUCAUAAAGUAUAAAUAAAUGGUAAAAUAAUAAA